Molecule: messenger RNA, 1465 nt
Organism: Cantharellus anzutake
Lineage: Eukaryota; Fungi; Basidiomycota; Agaricomycetes; Cantharellales; Hydnaceae
Product: pyridoxal phosphate-dependent transferase
Exons: 4
Coding region: 30-1061 (343 amino acids)
Biological process (GO): glycine biosynthetic process; L-threonine catabolic process
Cellular component (GO): cytosol
Molecular function (GO): L-allo-threonine aldolase activity
Source: RefSeq, a predicted model, not a curated record
ACAAAUUAACUAAAAUCCUGUAUGCAGCCAUGCAUAGUACUCUAAACUUUUGUGCAAGAGUGCUCUUAACGCUUGCUCGAAGACAUACAGCACUCUCUGUGUUCCCACGGAACUCAGCCCAAAUUCAGUAUCUCAGACAAAUGGCACCAGCAAACAUCUCAGCAUCGUGCGUCCCAAGUCCCUCUGCGUGCGAUUUCCGCAGCGACACGGUAACAACACCUACACCUUCUAUGUUACGAGCAAUGGUAUCAUCUAGUGUGGGAGACGAUGUGUAUCAAGAGGACACGACUACAUCAUCCUUCGAGCAACAAAUUGCGAUGCUACUAGGGCAUGAAGCUGGAUUGUUCGUGUCUUCUGGGACGAUGGGAAACCAGCUCGCCCUUCGUUCGCUUCUAAUGAGGCCCCCACACUCCGUACUCUGCGACUACAGAGCCCACAUUGCAGUUGCAGAAGCGGGGGGAGCAUCGAGCCUUAGUCAAGCAAUGCUCCAGCUUGUAGUGCCCAAGAAUGGGAUCUAUGCUACCCUAGAGGACAUUAAGGACUCCAUUACACUUUCAGACGACAUACACACUUCCCCUACUAAAGUCAUCAGCUUAGAGAACCCUCUUGGAGGCUCCAUACUGCCAUUAAUGGAAAUUCAAAAAAUAUCCUCGUUCGCUCGGCAACAUGGGGUAAAAUUGCACCUGGAUGGGGCGAGACUAUGGAAUGCUGUCGCUGCCGGAGCGGGAACACUCGAGGAAUACGGGAGAUGUUUUGAUACAGUUUCUGUUUGCUUCUCGAAAGGUCUAGGCGCGCCAAUCGGUUCCAUACUCGUCGGAAAUGAAGAACUGAUUCGCUAUGCACGGUGGGUUCGCAAGUCCAUCGGAGGGGGCAUGCGGCAGGUUGGGUUGAUUGUUGCGGCUGCCCGUGCCGCAUACGAAGACGUGUUUCCUACUGGUCUACUGGAAAGUCACGACAGGCAUUUGCACGGGGGCUUGGAAUACGGACAGUACUUCCUGUCGACACCUCCAUGCUCCUCCUUGACUUGGGGGCGGCCGGCAUUUUGGACUCCUGGCUGGUAGAAGAGGCAGGCAGGCAGGGCAUCAAGUUAGAGUGCGGAGGACGCAUAGUCAUCCAUCACCAGAUCACAGAUGAAGCUGUGACGGCACUCUUGAACACCCUCGAAAUCGUUGCCAGAAGACGAAAUACGUGAUCUAAGUAAGCUGCGAAACAUGUAACACUAUGCUUGAAGAAGUCAACCUCCGUAGCACGCGAGGUAGAAUCAAUCGCCAUCAUUCACAGCGAAUAAAGUGACUGAAGGCGGACCUAUAAAAAAACAACCAGCAAGAUUCUAUCGGUCUGUCUUGCUGCUUGUGUUAUCAAAAUCAUAUGUAACAUGCAUUGGCCUAGUGCUGGGUCUUCGAUGUUUCAUUUUGAACGACGACGUCGACAUCCAACACUAUUGAGAGUCAUGCAACGAUCUCCA